This is a messenger RNA of Corticium candelabrum, 10278 nucleotides long. RefSeq names its product sacsin-like. Bases 38 to 10273 code for a protein of 3411 amino acids. Gene Ontology annotation, molecular function: Hsp70 protein binding. The transcript is spliced from 4 exons. The record is from RefSeq and is a predicted model, not a curated record. NCBI's taxonomy places the organism in Eukaryota, Metazoa, Porifera, Homoscleromorpha, Homosclerophorida, Plakinidae.
AGAGCUACAGUUCAAGUAAAAUCGUUUGCAGAGAGACAUGAAUGAUCAAAGAUACGGUCUUCAAGAUACUGAAAGACUACUUCCAGAUGGAAUCGAGUUUGGACAGACCGAACCACCGCUGUGCGAUUUCAUCAAAAGUAUUCUGGACAAGUAUCCCGUCGGUGGACAGAUUUUAAAAGAACUGAUCCAAAAUGCAGACGACGCUGGUGCAAAGGAAGUGAAUUUCCUUCUUGACAGUAGAAGUCAGGCACAUGGUACCUCUUGGACCAUCCCGUUUGGCUCAUUCCUUCAAGGUCCAGCGCUGUACGCUCAAAACGAUGCCGCAUUUACAGAGGAAGACUGGUCGGGUAUUCGGUCUCUCUACCGCAGCGUGAAAAGAGAAGACCCUCUAAAAAUUGGAAAAUUUGGCAUUGGAUUCAAUUGCGUGUACCACCUGACAGAUUUUCCCACAAUCACUAGCGGUGACACGAUUGGAUUUCUAGAUCCACACAAACGCUUAUGGCCUGGAGAGAGCGGUAAGCGUUACCCUCUUCGGAUAACAAAGAUACCCGAACUAGAGUCUCAGUUUGCGGUACUAAAUGUUCUUGGAUGCAAUGUCUCUGAAUCAGAAUCCUACAACGGAACUCUCUUCCGUUUUCCACUGAGACAGAGAGGUUCGAAUUCGGAGAUCAGUUCUAGUGUGUGGGAUACAGACAGAGUACUGGAUGUUGUAUGCAAGUCUUUCCAAGAAGAUGCUCAUCUCAUUUUGUUAUUUUUGAAGUCGGUAGAGAAGAUAUCGUUGUAUCACUGGAUACCACCUAACCGAAAACCCCACACCAUCUUUUCAACGGAACUAUCUCACCGAACAAUACGUGAAGUGCGCACAAAGAGAGGUGAACUACUGGAAUGCGCACGAAAACUUCCUCGAGCUCUGCAGAAUUUCUGGGUGAAUCAAUCAUCAGAGAAAUGUUUCCGUGCGGAAGUAAUGUGUACGUAUCGAGGAAAGGCUCCAGCCACACAAAGUUGGAUGGUGUUACACAGAAUUGAUAAUACGGACAGCGAUGUUCGACAAAUGGCAGAGAGUUUGCAUCUGUCACCGUGGGUUGGACUCGCUAUCCCAGUCGGGCAAGAAACGAAGCAUGCGGCACACCUUGGAAAAAUAUUUUGCUUUCUUCCGCUGCCCCCCAGCGAUGACGAUAGCAGUAUGAGUGGAUUGCCCGUCCAUGUCCACGGCUCUUUUGCCCUAGCCGAUAACCGCAGAAGUCUUAGUUGGCCUGCCAGAGACAGAAAACACGACCCUAAAGCGCAGUGGAAUUAUCUUCUCUUAGAACGUGUUCUUCCAGUCGCCUACGCCAGUCUGAUUUACAUUUGCACCGGUCAAGCAGAAUCAAAGUGGGACAUUCGUCGACACGACGUCUAUAAUGCCUGGCCCGUUCCAAGAGAUGUCAGAGAGCAUUGGAAGCAAAAGGUCCUGCCCGAGCUCUUUUCAAUGCUCUCUCGUGAACGCAUCUUGUAUACAGAGGCACAAGGCGGAACGUGGAUUCGAGCAGAGGACGCGGUCAUAUUGUCAUCGUCGUCGCACGAUUCAUCGGAGCAGAUUGCAAAGCAAAUUAUGAUAUCUAGAAACAUUUGUGUCGUUGUUGUGCCGCCUAAUGUUGAAAAAUGUUUGUCAGACCCAAAAUAUUUUCUGGUAAAACGGCUCAGCCCGGAAUUCGUGAGAAAUAAUCUGCGUGGCGACGUGUGCCCUUUUCCCUAUGCAACCCCUCCUACCCAUCAGCUCAAACUAUUGAAGUAUAUCCUUCAGGAUAAAGCGUAUUCAGAGUUACAAGACGUGAAACUGCUGCCGAUGGCUGAUGGUACAAUGGAGACGUUUGAAACAAGACAUUCAACAGCCAGUCCUGUUUACGUCAGUUCUAAUGAAUGCCCGUUGUCUUUGUUUCCUGGUCUUGAGAAGCACUUCUUAAAGCCAUCGAUUGAUGCCGACCUCUCUGCUCACCUGAAGAGUAUCGAGAUGAUAAGCACAACACAAAUACAACUCUUGUCACCUAACGAAGUUCCCAAAUUGAUUAAGAAAAUUCUGCCUAAAAAUAGAUCUCUCACGAUAGAGUCUCCACUGCGUUCUCGAACCUACAGCUGGCUGUCUGAGUUAUGGAAAUGGCUACAUCGCCAUCCCUUAAAUCUUGUCUCUUUUGAAGACUGUCAUAUUGUUCCGUGUACUCCAAACAACUGCCUCGUAAAGCUGGCUCGAGACCAGCCUGUUAUUUUCCGACGACAACGUGAAAAUGACCUGGAGCUUGUAGAUGAAGUGGUAGAGAGCCUUCAAAGCCUUGGAUGUGUUGUUGUACAGAGUAACCUAUACGACUUGAAACUCCAUCCUAGGAUUACCGACUACAUUUUGCUGCCAUGUCAGGUUUUGUCUUGCUUGGCAAGGUUGUCUGAUCAUGAUGUCGUCGCACAAUUGCCGCACAAAGCAAGACAACCUCUACUCCUCUACCUGGCUCGAGUGCUACAAAUGUACAAACCCGAAAGUGAAGAUGAGAAAGAUGUUCUGUGGAGACUUCCAUUGUUCCAACUCCGAAACAGUCGGGAGAAAUGCACAACAUCGAUACAGCAAUGUUCACAAAUAGCUCCAAAACUAGCUCAUCUACCGAACUCUUUGCCUGUCAAAAGGAAGUUUAUUAAAUAUCCUGGACCAGAAGAAAAAAAGGUGCUCACAUGUAUUGACCGGUCACGUUACAGCUACUUAUCCUUCAGUCAUGUCAUUGAGAACGUGGUGCUGCCUGACAUCCCUAGGAGGGUGUAUACCAUUGACGAAACGAUACAAUUAGUGAAGUACAUUCUAAGUCACCAAGACCUCGCCAAUGAUCAAAUAUUUAAGAAAUUGAAUACUUUGAAAUUUGUUCCCGUCACAUCAAAACGGUUGAAGUCACCUGCGGAAGUCUUUGAUAGCGCUGAUCCGUACGUUACUGAGCUGUUCAGUGACAAACGAAUGUUAUCUUCAGACGAUGAACUUGAGAGACUGAUUCGCUCUAGUCCUGUAGAGUUCAAAAACAUAUCUUCCGUGACGGCUCGUGAGCUUUUGUCACUUGCUCAAGACGCCAGUAAAGGAGAUAAUCAGAAAUCAAAAGGCUUGAUGACAAUGCUAGCCAAUGAGACGUGGACGGACAACAAACUGAAAGAGAAUUUACAGCCAGAGUAUCCAGAUCUUGCAAGUGCUUUAUCGAAUAUAGCUUGGUUACCGUGUCUUACCAAACGACCGUCCGGCUAUCCGAGUUCGGUUCCUUGGAAAGCAGUUUCACAGACGAGUAAGCCGUCGGAAACACUCUAUGUUCCUUCUGGUUGCUCUACUGCCGAAUGUUGUAACUUGGUCGGCAGUCAGCAAGUCUUACUAGACAUGACACUCAGAGAGGAAACAGUGCAAAUUCUCAAAUUUGCCCCGUUGACGUACGAUACGGUUUUAGGACAUCUAAAAACAGCAGUCCAUUGCUGGAAUGCCAAGAAUGCAGAUAAAGAUGAUAGGAAACAGUUUGGCGAGAUGAUGCAAGCAAUACUAAAUGUGUUAGGUACACCUAAACCUCGACCUGAGUCUGUGCUCGACCAACUGAAAGAAUGGAGUUCACAAGGCAUUGCUUGGAUAUGGUUAGACACCACACAUGGAUUAGUUCAGUUAUCUCAACUGGUCUUGGAGGCUAAUGAUUGGAGAUUGGAAGAUUGGAGAUUUUCAGUAUCAAACUUUAGCCAUCUCAAAGACUGUGAGCCACUGUUCACGGAUCUUGGUAUGAAAAGAACGUGGAGCGACUCAGAUCUAAUGUUCUUGCUGAAAGACGUGAGAGAGUUCCACUCCACCGAGCCCAAAGCUCGCACACAAAUUCGAGCACGCCGAGACUUGCUUCUCUGUUUAGAUGUCUUAAAAUUGCUUACUAAGGACAACAACAAAAUUCCAGUCUCUGUGCAAAGUGAAGUCUACGUACCAGUUGAUGGACCUGAUGACUACCUGGAACUAGCUCCAGUUUCUGCAGUAAUCUACAGUGAUGCUACAAGCCCCCUCGACGUAGGCAAACAUCGCAAGCUGACAGCCAAGUUGAUUCAUCGUGACGUGUCACAUGCUACCGCUUGUGCUUUAGGCGUACGCGACGCUACUCGUCGUUCGCUCCUUCAUGUUGGUGCACGAUCUGCGCAAGACGCCAAGUUGCUUGAGUCAUCGACUGACAUUCCUGGAGAAGCGUUUGGACAGACAGAGAAACUCACGGAUAGGCUUAACACUAUCUUGAGAGAUUAUCCAAAAGGCGAGGAGAUUCUAAAGGAAUUGCUGCAAAACGCAGACGACGCGGGAGCCACUUUACUACAUGUCAUAUAUGACAAGCGUGAGCACGGCACGUCCUUUGUGUUUAGCCCUGAAUGGACAGAUCUGCAAGGACCAGCCCUAUGCGUUUACAAUGAUCGAGUUUUUACAGACAAGGACAUCGAAGGCAUUCAGAAUUUGGGCAGAGGAAGCAAGCGCGAAGACCCCACCCUCACCGGUCAAUAUGGCAUCGGAUUUAAUGCCGUCUACCAUCUGACCGAUUGCCCUUCGUUUGUGACCGACAACAAAACUCUCUGUGUUUUAGACCCACACUGUAGAUUUAUGCCUGGAGCUACGCCAGAGAAGCCAGGUCGACUGAUACACGACGUAAGAAAGAACGUCUGGAGUGUCAGUCGAUACCGCGACAUCACACACUGCUACAAAAAUUUGCCUGACGUAAAACUCGUAAACGGUACUUUAUUUCGAUUUCCUUUGCGAACAGAAUCUAUGGCUAGAUGGUCUGAAAUCAGUAAAGAUCCCGUUCAGGAGACAGACAUAUUGCUUCUAUUUGAGCAAUUCAAAGAAAGUGCAGCGGACAUGCUAUUAUUUCUAAACCACAUUUGCUCAAUAAAGUUGUCUGUCGUUGAUGAACAAGGUCACGUUUUUGAUUCGUUUGAAGUUUCUGCAGAAAUUGACUUAGAUGCUAGACGGCAGCGAUCUGAGUUGGCGGCUGCUAUUGCAAAAUGGUCACCAGAAGAAGCACAGCACAAAGAAGCUUCUUAUUCCAUGACUGUUAAAUCAUCCGACAAAAGGAGUCGCCGGCAAUGGCUCGUCUAUCAGUGCAUCGGUAGUAAGUCUGAUGGUUGGUCUAGAGAAAGCGAACUGGCGCUUCUUCCAAGAGCAGGUAUAGCUGCUCCACUUGACGAAAAACUACCUGCCGGUAAGAGUCGCGCCUAUUGUUUCUUGCCAUUGCCUAAAUCUGUCCAACCAAGUUUACCUGUCUAUGUCAAUGGCCAUUUUGCGUUAGACUCGUCUAGACGUUCUCUCUGGCAAGACUCACGGGAAGGAGAACAUGUGCCACUUUCUUCUCGACAAGCAUGGAAUAACAACCUCAUUCAGUUUGUAAUCGCUCCUGCCUAUUGCCAUUUUCUAUUAAACGCAACCAGGUCUGUUACACCGCAAACAGUAGACAGUAAAUCCGAGAGUAUGCUAAAAGAGUUAAACAAACGUCUCGACUGGUUCAACCAUCUACUUCCUAGAAACGUUUCGUCUUCCAAUACUUACUGGCAAUUGUUGUCUCGUAAAGUCUACAACUUCAUCCUAAAUCAAAAAUUGGCUUUAUUUCCAUACGUCGGUUGUUCUCUUCCAUCAGACCGUCCUGUACUGAGUCCAUUGAAGCAAGACCGACCGAACCCGGAAAAAAAGCGGUUGACCGACUUUGACAAGACAAGACGUCGACUAGUAUCAACGAUUCGUUGGCUAGCAAUCGAGCCAGAGAAUUGGUUGGGUCUUCAACCUUCUUACUUUUUUCCAUCAACGAUCAGCAAUUCCGACGAAGAAAGAGUAGACAACUACAUGCUGAAGACAAUUUUGCUCGACAUUGGCAUUCCUAUAGUUGCAUCUUCCGCUUCCGUACGAAAUAGUCUACAACUUGUUGGACAGUCUGUUGGAGCGCGGACAAUUGAUCCUGCAGUCGUACUACUGUUCUUGCGUCAUCAUCGUAGUCAGGAAGUCAAUUGCAAACUGAAUGUAGAACGAAUCGUUAACACGAUCCUCCGAACUGUAGACAGUGCAGUGAUACUGUUGAAGUACGUUGUGUCUAAAGAUAAGUUUCGAGUCGACGAGUUGGAGGGUGCACCACUCUUGCUGACUGCAGAUGAUUGUGUACGAGAAUUCGCUUCAGAGUCACCCGUCUACGUAUCGCAGUACAGUUCUCUGUUACCAAACCAUCAGAAAUUAUUUGUACACCCAGAUAUUUACGACGUACUCACGCAAGCAGACGAUUCCAUCGCAAAAGCAAGUGUCGUUCGACCGUUCUCUCUUGACCAGCUAGUCAAGUGUUUGCCUUCUUCUGGGAUCUACGGCUGCAAUUGGGAAUGUAUCACUUCCCGGUACGUGGAAUGGCUCGAUUCGACGGUUGACCGAUUGCCAACAAAGGAGUGGAUAACGACGUUCUGGCGUUAUUUGGCGUCGCCGGAAAGAUUACAAGAAAAUGCUAUUGAAUUACUAAAGCCUUGGCCUGUCGUUCCAGCGCAGCAUGGUACUUUACUUGUUCCAGCUUCGUUGCUUAGUUCGCUCUUCUGCUUUGGCUCGAUGUAUACACCAGACCACGACGCAGACAUGGUGAAAAUACUUAGACAACUAGGAGUGAAGGAAAUAGAUGUAGAACUCAUGAACGCAGGAUGCAGCAGCCGUGUGUUAAAUCUACGUACGAAAAAGCCACCUGCCAGACUACACUCGUUAGUAAAGGAUCACGUUGCCGUACUCGACAAUCACGUGUCUGUACUAAAAGCUCUCAGCUACCUCUAUCUAGACGGGACGUCGUGGCCCUCCAUGAAUGUGGAGACAGCAGAACGAAUAUUGAAAUACAUCGACAAUGCCGUUACGACUCUACAAAAGAACAAGAUGUUACAUCUCAUCAAACGUCUUCCAUUGUUUGAAACAGCCGAAGGUAAACUGUCGCCUGUUGGGGACAUGACGUGCUACGUUAUGCCGCAAGACAUUGUCCUCGAUGGAUGCAAAAUCUGGACCAAACGACGAAAUCAUGUCUUUCUAAAAUACAAGCCUCGAUUUGAAUCAUUGUACAGUCAAUUGCAGCUCAAAAGCAACCAAACAUGUCAGGAAGUCUAUAUUGACUGCAUUUUACCUUCUUUUCCCAAAAUGACAAUGGAUCAACGUAUUAAGCAUCUCAUAUAUUUAGCUGAUUGCCCGAAGCACUCCUGGCUCGAUGUUAGAGCAAAGCUUCAAGAGACGAGAUGUUUUGAUUUUCGCGGCAAAGUAGAACCCAUUGGGCAUUUUUACGAUCCGAUGGAUAAUUUUUUCAAGUCGAUCUUCCCCAAAGAUUAUUUUCCCCCUCCUCUGCCUUCUUGUACCGAUGAGGACGAGGACGACUGGUUGCAGUUUCUUCGCAGUCUCGGUUUAAAGACUGUCUGCCCCAAGAAUGUUCUCGAAGAGCUUGCUGAUCGAAUGGAAAGAGUCGCACUUUCAUGGACUGACUUAGACCAAGCCAAUGUGGAGAACUGGAGCCGACAGUCUCAAUUACUGUGUCGACAUAUUUUCUCAAAGAUUGAUGAAUACAGACACAGCUUCAAGUGGCUACGAGAGAAAAAGUUUGUUGCGUGUCGGGAAAUCAGUAAUUCCCUCUGCGACCUCGCAGAUCCGUUCUACAAACGGAACACUCAGCAGUACGCAACAAGCUUCGGUGAUGCUAUCAAGCCGUCACCAGAAAACGAACAGCUUUGCUGGACCAGUGCAGCCAUACUUCCUGAUUAUGCAGUUCCCCCCUCUUCUGCUGAUGCCGACCAAGCUCUAGGAUUGAAACUUACACCAAACGUUCAGUCUGUUCUCGAUCAUUUUCAUUUCGUAACGCAACAAGUCAUCGAAAGAGAUAAGCUGGAUAUCUGUACACGCACCGUCGAGGGAGUAGUGUGCCAAGUCUUCGAAUAUCUAGAAAAGUUCUUCCAGGAUAGUAGACAACACCUAUAUACGUAUACAUCAUACAGAGACGGUAAUACGACAAAGGAAAUGAAGAUUAUUGUCGAUGCACUGAGUGACUAUUUCUGCAUAUUUCUUCCAUCAAAACAACUUUUUGUCAAACCACAACAAGUGGUAAUUGAAUUGAAAAAGGAAAUACCGCCUUAUCUGUUCAAGUUUCCACCGUAUCUACAAAUGUACAAGUCCUUUCUCCUAAAUCUCGGGGUUGCGGAAAGAGUGACGCCCGCUAGCUACGCUCAAGUUCUCCGAAACAUACAUGAUACGAGUCUGGACGAAACCGGCAAUACUGAUACCGUUAUCAAGGAAGCAGUUUACGGUCUAUUUGACUCUCUGUCUUUCUUGAUAUUACCAAGCACGUCAACCGGUUUAGGCAUAGAAACGUGUAAGACGCGCCCGAAUGAGCUCCAAACGACAGACAGUGAGGAUCAGUUGAUAAAAUCACUGUCGCCUUUGUACUUGCCUGAUCGUGCCAUGCACCUGCAACUGUCAUCCGAUUUGGUCUACUUGGACAGACCUGAAUUCGAGAAACACACAGAGCAUACCGAAUUUCAUUUUUUGUUGGAUCUUCAAACAUGCCAUCUACCGCCACUGAAAGAGCGAACUAUUUGCUUACUUCCUCCGAGUCUUAGACCGAAACUAUUCAGUGCGCUGGUGCAAGAAGUAUUACAUCCUGAUUGUAUGCACGAUGACGUGCAAGAUCCACGGCUUCAAAAAGUAGAAGAAAAGUACAGCAAUCUACUAUCUUCCACUCAUUUCGCUCAAGGCUUUUACAGUAUUUUCACUAACAAGCAUCGAACUACGCAAUUACCCAUCCCUGUACAGCAAGGCCUUGCCAUGCUACAGAAAUGUCUUCGUGUCAAAUGUCUUGAUGAGAUUAGAACAUGUUUGCAGCACAUCGACUCUGGAGACGUGAUCGAAAACAGUGAGAGAACCAUCAACUGUUUCUUGGACAAACACGACGAUGGUGCAACGCUCUACUUGUCCGGAAACGUCUUUUCUUCUGACGGACGAAUUCGAUGUCAUGUGACCGUCUUUCUCAAGCAGUUGGCAAAGCAAAUCGAGAUACUAUUACAAACAGAAUCGCUCGAAUCGGAGCUAAUGGUUCUUCUGGAGUGUGACGAUCCUGCUGAUAUUCGCGAAGUUGUUGAGAGUAUCGACAUUGCGUACAUUCAUGAAGGAAAUGAUAAACAAGACGUGCCCGCUUCCGAUCAGAAUGUUACACAACAGCAAGUGAUGCUUGGAGCGCCAGUACACUGCGACCACCGAGAUCUACUAAACCAGGCACUCGACGAUACCGUCCUCCGUCCUGAUAACUGGGUUGCGUACGAAUCGAGAGAAGAACACUUUGUUUACGCAAAGAUUGUGCAUAAAGACUACGAUGACAGCAGCAGCAACGGCACUACUAGUUUGGCAACAAGAAACUCAACGUUACAUACCAACUACGUCAUUGAUAUCGGAAAAGACGAAACGAUGACGGUGUCCGCAUUAGAUCUGUAUUCGUUCGAUGACGUUGAAGUCCAAGAUUUAGAAAGUCAUGAUCAGAUCUUUGCACUCCGUCCAUCAACGGCAUCUUCACAGGAAACCGAGCCCUUCGAUUACGUUCAGAACCAGUUGGAAGAGGCGUGGAGACUGCCGCGUAAAAGAACGAGAAGAGUGGUCAAGAGGUUGUACCGUCAAUGGUAUAGUAGGGCAAACGACCCCCACGCUUCACAAGUCAUUGAACUCAUCAACGAAAAUGUGAGACUACAUGACGAAUCUGGCUUCACUGAUUUGUUUCUGUCUUCUCUGAGAACAUCAGUUCCGUCUCGUCGUUUCCCCAGAAGUGGUAAACUUAUUCCACGUUCAACUCCAUUUCCUGACAAACAGAAGGGUGAGAUGUUUCUAAAACAAGCCACGUACGACUUGAGAGCAGCGGAGAUUCUCUACGAAGCAGCCAAGACGGAACCACAACUCUCUGCUGCCGUCUGCUUUCACUGCCACGAAGCAGUCGAGAAAACCCUCAAAGGGAUUCUGCAUAUGAAGGAAGGCAUUGACGAAGAGAGAAGUAAAACACACGAACUAGAUUACUUCCUGCACGCUCUUCACUCUCAUGACGAAUUGUACGAACAAGCUCUCGUGGUAAGAGGAAAGCCAAGAGACUACUAUUUGGGUACACGAUAUCCAGACCACCAUCGACCAUGUCGCGUCCCUGGAGACUGGUAUUCAUUAGGGCAGGCUGAAAGAGUGCUACAAGAAACGCAACGUCUCGUUCCCAAAAUCCAAUCUGCGAUUGCAGGGGUACGGGUUACUUCAAUGUGAUUACC